GGUAAUUAAUCUUCAUUGGGGGCACAUUAUAAUCCGGAAGUGAUCAGUUGUUACUUGGCAACCGCAAAACAGUGACACAUACAUAAACGAAAAAUACAAACAAUAAUUCCGUCACUGCAUCGUAAAUAAAGAAGUAUGUCUGACCAACAAAAUAUGGCUACACAGCAGAGUGCCACAGCAACAGGCAAAACAUCUGACUACUACAGAACAAGCGAUAUACCAAACAGAUUUGAAAACCCAGAUUGGUUCCAAGGUUAUGGUGGUAAAAACCAGCAUCCUAUGUACCGCACCAGCGCAGCCACCUAUGGUGCCAAAAAACCAUCUGUUCACACAAUGCCAACAUCCUUUCAUUGUCGGUCACAGAAAUUCUCAGAGCACUUAGGAAAAUGCGGCAUGUACAGAAAUCAUUCUCUCAACACAGCGCUUGAUAACAGCAAAGUUUAAUGACAAUUUCUCCAUCUUGAAGAAAAAACUUGUGAAAUCAUGUUUAAGAAAAAAAUCAUGAAAAUCAGUUAACCAGUGAACAAAAAAAUGUAAACAUUUUAUGUUAAACCUUAUUGUUUUGUUGAAAUAAAUUUAAGUUUAUCAAA
Messenger RNA from Dreissena polymorpha, 590 nucleotides. Its product is annotated as piercer of microtubule wall 1 protein-like. Gene Ontology annotation, biological process: axoneme assembly. The coding region runs from base 136 to 444 and encodes 102 amino acids. Gene Ontology annotation, cellular component: axonemal microtubule. The transcript is spliced from 4 exons. The record is from RefSeq and is a predicted model, not a curated record. NCBI's taxonomy places the organism in Eukaryota, Metazoa, Mollusca, Bivalvia, Myida, Dreissenidae.